AUGUGGUAUUUCGAAGUGAUUCUUGAUGUUAUUCCCAUGUUGGAAUGGUUUGAUGAGUUGAACAUGUCAUGGUUUUCCUUAAAUGGUUUCACUUUGUUAUUGUCUAGUGAAUGUCUUGACUUGAAGCUCGUCACUAUUCUGCCGAGAUUAGUCUUGAUAUUUACUGCGUUACCGAUUGUGGCAUACUCAUACUACCCUUCUGCACAUUUUUAUGCAGAUCUAGAGACUAGGUGGGUAGGGUCUAAGGUGCCGGAAGCGGACGGGGUUAAACUGUGGCACUCAGGAGGUAAGAGGGGUAGGAGCGGAGUGGGCAUCUUCGUGGACAAGGAUCUCAGGGAGCUAGUAGUAGAGGUUAGACAAGUGAAUGAUAGGCUGAUGGCUAUUAAAUUAAUGGUUGGAGGGUGUACUUUGAAUGUUAUUAGCACUUACGCACCCCAAGUGGGUCUGGAUGAGGUUGUGCAUGGUAUUCCGCCCACUGAAAGGAUAUUCAUAAGAGGGAAUUUUAAUGGUCAUAUUGGGAGGUCUUCUGGGGGCUAUUAUGAGGUGCAUGACGGCUUUGGCUUUGAGGUCAGAAAUAGAGGAGGUACGUCGUUGUUGGAUUUCGCUAAGGGGUUUGAUUUGGUAAUAGCAAACUCGAGUUUUCACAAGAAGGGGGAGCACUUGGUUACCUUCAAGAGCACAAUGGCCAAGACGCAAAUCGACUAUCUUUUUCUCCGGAGGUGUGAUAAAGAUCUGUGUACUGAUUGUAAGGUUAUUCCGAGUGAGAACCUCACGAUCCAGCAUAGGCUUUUGGUGAUGGACUUAGACAUCAUGCUGAAGAAGAAGAAGAAGAAGACAGUUGGGCGUGGUUGA
Molecule: messenger RNA, 852 nt
Organism: Nicotiana tabacum (common tobacco)
Lineage: Eukaryota; Viridiplantae; Streptophyta; Magnoliopsida; Solanales; Solanaceae
Source: RefSeq, a predicted model, not a curated record